Messenger RNA from Neoarius graeffei (lesser salmon catfish), 2342 nucleotides. It is a transcript of the gene tdo2a, whose product is annotated as tryptophan 2,3-dioxygenase a. The record is from RefSeq and is a predicted model, not a curated record. Lineage: Eukaryota; Metazoa; Chordata; Actinopteri; Siluriformes; Ariidae. Gene Ontology annotation, molecular function: L-tryptophan 2,3-dioxygenase activity; heme binding; metal ion binding.
CACGUAACUCAAGCUGAUUAGUUUGCAAGUGAAGGACAUUAAAAUGAAACAUUUCUCGGCUCUUCAGCAGCAGAAAGUGAGGAAUUCUCCACGCAGUCAUGAGCAGAUGUCCGAACUUCCAGAGGAAACACCUGUUUUUGAGUGAACAGGAGCUGGAGGAGGAGCCGGGGGAGGGGCCAAAGGAAGAGGAAGAGGGGGAGCCAAAGGAAGAGGAGGAGCCAAAGGAAAAGGAGGAGAUUGCAGUGAACAAAUCCAGCAAAGGUGGCAUCAGUUACCGAGAUUAUCUCCAGCUGAAUAAAAUCCUGUCCUCUCAGAGACUUCAGAGUGAAUUAAACGGCAACAAAAUCCAUGAUGAGCAUUUAUUUGUCGUCACACACCAGGUGUAUGAGCUGUGGUUUAAGCAGAUCCUCUGGGAGCUCGACUCCGUCAGGGAGAUGUUCAUCAGUGGACAUGUGUGUGCUGGGCUGAACUUGAUGAAAGUGAACACACGAAUCCACCGCAUCGUCAGGAUUCUCUGCCUUCUGAUCGAUCAGCUUAACCUCCUGGAAACCAUGACACCGUUAGACUUCUACGACUUCAGAGAUUACCUGUUCCCUGCGUCGGGGAGCCACAGUGUACAGUUCCGCUUGUUGGAGAAUAAACUGGGAGUUUGUGAUAAUCAGAGAGUUCUGUAUAACAGACACCACUACAGAGAGAACCUCACACACACUGAACUGGAACUGCUGCAGAACUCGGAGAGAGAACCCACACUGCUGGGACUGCUGCAGAACUGGCUGGAGAGAAUUCCGGGUCUGGAACAGGAUGGGUUUAACUUUUGGGGGAAACUCAGAGUCAACGUUUCUGAGCGUCUCAGACGACAGAAAGAAAACAUCGAGAAGAAGGUGGAGUCAGAAUCUAAGGCAGAGCUGAAGGCGGGGCUUAUGGAGGAUGUGAUGAAGGAGAGCGAGAUGUUGACAAGUUUGUUUGAUGAGAAGAAACACGAACAGCUUUUGUGUAAAGGUGACAGAAGGUUGUCCUAUAAAGCCCUACAGGGAGCGUUAAUGAUCUACUUCUACAGAGAUGAACCUCAGUUCCAGGUUCCAUUCCAGUUUCUCACAUUACUGAUUGACCUCGACACGCUCAUGACCAAAUGGAGAUUCAGUCAUGCAUGUUUAGUGCACAGGAUGAUCGGCAUUAAGAGUGGAACAGGAAGUUCUUCAGGUUAUCAUUACCUCCGUUCUACAGUCAGCGAUCGUUAUAAAGUGUUUGUGGAUUUAUUUAAUUUAUCGUCGUUCCUGGUACCAAGAGACUGGAUCCCCAAACUGAACCCCCAAACUCACAGAGCCGAGUGUGACAGCUUCAGCAGCGACCAGUCCGACUAGACAGACAUGUUGAAAAUGUAAAAAUUUGAAAUGAAAAACAAAGCCAUCAAGGGGUGACUAAAGGGUAUACUUUCAGCUUUAAUUCUAGGUGUUUCACAAAAAUUCCACAUGAACCCUUUAGGAAUUACAGCCUUUUUUAAAAUACAUAGUCCCUCUCAUAAUCAGACAAACUAACAUAAUUAGAAAUAUUGGCAUCAUUUUUAAUGCUUGGCUGCAAAUCCUUUGUUGUCAAUAGCCUCCUUAAGUGUGGAACCCAAAGCCAUCGGCCAAUGCCUUUCCUCCCUUGAGACGUUUGUUGACUGCAGCUGCUGUUUGUUUGCAGGUAUUUCUGCCUUCAGUUUUGUCUUCAGGAAGUGAAAAGCAGCUCAAUUGGGUCGACUGAUUCAGCCAUUUAAGAACAUCCUGUUUCUUUGCCUUAAAGGUAUGGUCGGUGAUUUUGCAGAAACGAGCAUGACUAAGAUUUUCAGUAUCCAACCCAAAAAAUCCCACCCCCUUCCUUCAGUGCUCACUCUAAAGCCACUCCUCUGAAACACAUGAAUGCGCACUGCCUGACUACUGCUGAAGGACGAGCCGAUGAGUGAGUACUGGGGGAGGAGCGCAGCGCAUCACUGUCAGAUCCAACCAACAAAAUUCCACUAAAAACAAAACGAACCAGAUAAAUCCCUCAGUUAUUUCCAUCAGUGAAAAGCCACUGGUUUGACAGCUUGCUUUUGCUGCCUUCGUCAGAGAAUUUCUCCUCCCGCUUGUGAAGUCAGAAUGACAAGCAUGUUGUGUUUAAGGUUUUUGUUGUCAAAGCAAAAUGAAAAAUCGCGGCUGCAGGAUUGCUUCUCACUUGUUUCUUGGGGAAAUCUGAUUUCAAUUCUGUAACACACCUGCUAAACAGCAUUGUUCUCUAUCAAGUAAAGUGUACACAGGUUAGAUUUUAUACACAAGCAACCUGCUAACGAUAAUUGUAUUGCUAAAAUAAACAACUACUUCCCA